Molecule: messenger RNA, 1294 nt
Organism: Punica granatum (pomegranate)
Lineage: Eukaryota; Viridiplantae; Streptophyta; Magnoliopsida; Myrtales; Lythraceae
Source: RefSeq, a predicted model, not a curated record
UGACGGUUGACUUGUCAGUUUGCUCUUCCGCUUAUUCCCUCUCGUCCGAGGGAUCAGUUCAAACCGGUACGCACUCUAGCCCCCCCAAUGCGCACGUUAGCUCCCGCCUUCCUCUCAUGUCUACCCUCCGCCGCCUAACCCCGUCCCUCCUCCGCCGCCGUCUCUCCACCGCCUGCGCCCCCCUUCCCGAACCCGUCCCCUGGACCCGGGCCCCCCUCUCUCAGGUCUCCCCCGCCGCCGAGUCCCUCUUCCACAUCAGCGUCGACGUCUCCCAGGCCCCCCGCCUUGCUGCCUCCCACACGCGCGCCGGCCAGUACCUCCAGCUCCGUGUCCCCGGUGCCGCCUGGCCCUCCUUCCUCGCUAUCGCCUCGCCUCCCGCCCGGGCGGCUGCGGAUGGGGAGUUCGAGUUCCUGGUGGCGAGCGUGCCGGGGUCCACCGCCGAGCAGCUUUGCCGGCUCAAGAGAGGCGAUGCGGUGGAGCUGAGCGGAGUCAUGGGGAGAGGAUUCGACGUUGAUCAGAUUGAGCCGCCGGAGGAUUACCCGACUGUCCUGAUGUUCGCCACAGGAUCAGGAAUCAGUCCAAUCCGGUCCCUGAUUGAGUCAGGAUUUGAUGCCAGUAAGAGAUCUGAUGUGAGGCUUUAUUACGGUGCUAUGAACCUUCAUAGAAUGGCUUAUCAGGAUAGGUUUAAAUACUGGGAGUCCUCUGGCAUUGAGGUUAUUCCCGUACUAUCCGAACCUAAUCAUAGUUGGAUGGGUGAAACUGGUAAUAUACAGGCCGCUUUCAGUAAAGCAAGAAAAAUAUGGAGGCCCUUGUCUACUGGUGCUGUUAUAUGUGGUCACAGGCAGAUGAGGGAGGAAGUAACUUCAAUCCUAGUCAAAGAUGGAGUUUUGAGAGAGAGGAUAUUGACGAACUCCUGACAUAUGGUGCUGGUUACUGCUGUAAUAUCACAAUUUAUUCAUUCCCGCUGCUGAGGAUCAAGAUAUCCGCUGGGAUAAUAGAAAUAAAUGAAAUUUUGAGCUCUUCUUAGUUUCCGAUCUUUCUCAGAAUCUUUGUAGUCCCCCAAUAUGUAGUAUGCCAUUGGUAACAAGUUACACUAGUUCUAAAAUUUUCUUUUCUAGUGAUUGCGGAAGAAUUUUUCCAACAUAAAUGGGAGAAGCAGGUUAGAAAUUUGAUCUGAUAGAUCGUUGCUUUUCCGGUACCUGUGCACGAGGGAAUUGCAUUUUUUGUUCUACAAUGAUGACUUUUGAAGGCAUAAAUGGAUUGUUAUCAAUGCAUAUCUGUAGAGUGUAUGGUC